Messenger RNA from Tigriopus californicus, 1305 nucleotides. RefSeq names its product 1-acyl-sn-glycerol-3-phosphate acyltransferase alpha-like. Gene Ontology annotation, molecular function: 1-acylglycerol-3-phosphate O-acyltransferase activity. Lineage: Eukaryota; Metazoa; Arthropoda; Copepoda; Harpacticoida; Harpacticidae. The record is from RefSeq and is a predicted model, not a curated record. Gene Ontology annotation, cellular component: endoplasmic reticulum. Bases 144 to 989 code for a protein of 281 amino acids. The transcript has a single exon. Gene Ontology annotation, biological process: phosphatidic acid biosynthetic process.
UGAUUCCUUCACCCCCUCGUCAGCUUAUGCGCCAACACCAUAGACUCUCUCUAUUCUCAAAACCGUUCACAAAACAUAUACAAUGUCUAAAGACAGAUAUUUUAGCCACCAUACACACCUAACCAGACAACAUUAGUAAAACAAUGUUGAAGAAUAUCAAAUUGCAAUGGUGGCUUGGUCCGGCAGUCUUGAUCGGAGCACCCGUGAUACUCUACGAUUGCUCCAGUACCUUCCGAUAUUACACCCGAAUCUCGCUGUAUUACUUAAGUCUUAGUACCGUGUCUUCCGUCCUCAUUCCUAUUGUCGCUUUCCGGCCUCGUGAUGUUCACAACAUGGUAAUAGGGGCCCGAAUUAUGCGUUGGAUUAGUUCCAAACUUCUAGGCCUGCGCUAUCAUAUUCAACCUAAUCCGCACUUGGCUCGAGACCAAACCUACAUGAUCGUGGUCAACCAUCAGCAUUCUAUUGACGUCUUGGGUCUCUUCGAAAUGUGGCCCGUCAUGGGUAAAUGUACCACUUUGGCCAAACGGAGCUUACUCUAUUUUUCGGGACCAUUUGGCCUUAUGGCCUGGCUUAGCGGGACGACCUUCAUCAACCGGGACGACAAAGUGGAAGCUAGAAACAUCCUGGCGGACACAGUUCUCAAAUCAAAAGAAUCCAACAUAAAAGUACUAGUGUUUCCAGAGGGAACCAGAAACCACACUCCGGGUCAACGGGAUUUAUUGGCCUUUCGCCGAGGAGCCUUUGCCGCAGCCAUUCAAGCCCAAGUACCGAUACUUCCUGUUGUUAUAUCUCACUACGAAUCCCUGGAUACGAGGCACAGAAUCUUGGAACCGGCUGAUAUCAAGAUUCACGUUUUAGAGCCGUUUGAAACAGAGGGUUUGGAUUCGAGCGCCAUCGAUCAACUGUGUCAGAAAACCAGGGAUGCCAUGUUAACAAAACUAAGAACACCUUUACACUACGAUGGAAACUCAGGAUUGAAUCCGGUUUGAGGAUUGAAAUAGGACUAGAGCUGGGGCGAGUUCGGCAUAAGACUUGAUUCAGGCAGAGGACUCCUAUCUUUGAUUGUACUCAAGUUGAACAAAAAGACUCAAAUAGCAAAAACCCAGCCCCAGCACACUAGUCCUACUUCGAUCCUCAAACCGUAUUCAAUCCCGUUUUUCCAUCGUAGUGUCAAGGCGCCCUAAGAGAAAGCUGACCCAGUUAACAAAAUCUAACUUUGUGAUUUACUGAUGUUCAAUUAGUGUCAGCUAUUUAUGAAUUGUAGUCGUAAUCAAUACAUGUUAUCGUUUCCACGGAAAAAUGCAA